AUCUGGAUCCUUCGCACCCACAUCUGGAAGCCACAUGUCCGCAGCAGCUGUAUAAAAGUCAGCCCAGCAAACCUAGGGUGACACUUUUUGCCAAAAGUCAGGCAGCAUGGACCUCUCCCUUUUCUGGAUGCUUCUGCCCCUGGCCACUGUGGCCUGGGGCCAGUAUGGUGACUACGGGUACCCGUACCAGCAAUACCAUGACUACGGCGAUGAUGGCUGGGUGAAUCUGAACCGACAGGGCUUCAGCUACCAGUGUCCCCACGGGCAGGUGGUGAGGGCAGUAAGGAGCAUCUUCAGCAAGAAGGAAGGAUCUGACAGACAAUGGAACUAUGGCUGCAUGCCCACGCCCCAGACCCUCGGGGAGCCCACGGAGUGCUGGUGGGAGGAGAUCAACAGGGCUGGCAUGGAAUGGUACCAGACGUGCUCCAACAAUGGACUGGUGGCGGGCUUCCAGAGCCGGUACUUCGAGUCAGUGCUGGAUCGGGAAUGGCAAUUCUACUGCUGUCGCUACAGCAAGAGGUGUCCAUAUUCCUGCUGGCUGACAACAGAGUAUCCAGGCCACUAUGGGGAGGAAAUGGACAUGGUUUCCCACAGCUAUAAUUACUACAUCAGGGGGGCCACCACCACUUUCUCGGCAGUGGAAAGGGAUCGCCAGUGGAAGUUCAUAAUGUGCCAGAUGACUGAUUACGACUGUGAAUUUGCAAGUGUUUAGAUAUGCCAGCUACUAAAGCUGAGUGAAAGGAAAGAGGCCAGGAGUCCUGAGGGUGUCACAUAUGUUAACAUCAGUUGGAACUCCUAUAGCUCUCUACUGCUCUCUUUUUUACUCUCUGAGCUGGAAGCUGCAGUGCCAGCUUCCUGGGCCUUCCUGACUAGUGUCACAUUUACAAUUAAAUCCAGAUUUAAAUUGUGCUUUUCACUUUCAACACGCUCCAUAGCAACCAUCUUACAUGACUGGUGAUGGCUUCCUUGCGCACCACAUGCACAUACAGCAAGCGCACCUCCAGCCCACCUCCUGGAGAACUUGCCUCAGCCUUGCGACUGCUAUUACUGUAAAAUGAGCUUCAAGUUCAGCAUGGUGAACUUGGAGGGAGGGAGGGGCACAGCUUGAGGAGGGGUACAGUGAAGGCUCUCUCCAGCUAAGUCUGCUCCACUGACACCCAGCGUCCUCACCACGAGCAGCCUUCAGCCUCAAGGGGGCCAUGCAUCCACCUUCCCUCUCCACAGGAGACCUGCAUGCUGCCAAGUCCAAGUGCAGAGCUCUGUGCUCCAGACGUGAAGGGACUGGCAGGUGAAACAGGGAGGUGGAAAGGUUUGAGGGCAGAGCUGAAAGACUUAGGGUUGGGAGAAUUUCCUCAAAUCAAAGAUGACUGUUACCAAACCCAGUGAUGAAAAUGGCCGUGGGGCCAGUGGUACCUGUGUGAAUCAGUCUCCAGCAAGGUAAAAGGAGUGAAAAGAGAAGUGUCAGAGAAUCGGGCUCAGAUUGGAACCCUGGGGAGAUGAGAGUGUCCAGGUGGCUUUUGAAAAUGACAAGUGAGGUUUGAGUCACCAGCAGCUAGAGGCUUGCCCAGGACUCCUGGGAAGGCUGGCAUGUGCCUGGUAUCCACGAGGCGCCGCUGGAAACCCGCCUGGACUGGUCCAGGUUUUGUGGGUGGGAAAGGCUGCUCUGAGGACCCGCUUCUGUCUGUGUUAGCUUGGGGAUGUCAUCUGCAGAGGUGGCCCUAGCUCUCUUCCUCCUGUGAUGCUUCUGACCCCAGCCCGUUAUAUUCUCCCCUUCAUGAAAAAAUAAAAAUAAGAACAUUUACUAUG
Messenger RNA from Heterocephalus glaber (naked mole-rat), 1806 nucleotides. It is a transcript of the gene Dpt, whose product is annotated as dermatopontin. The record is from RefSeq and is a predicted model, not a curated record. Gene Ontology annotation, cellular component: extracellular matrix. Gene Ontology annotation, biological process: collagen fibril organization. NCBI's taxonomy places the organism in Eukaryota, Metazoa, Chordata, Mammalia, Rodentia, Bathyergidae.